CCCUCCCCAAAGAUGGCGGCUGCCCCUUCGAGCUUCCCGCUCCAAGGCGCUUCUUAUUGCUCUCUGGCCCACUGUAAAGAUGGCGGCGGCCGCGGCGAGUCUGAGGCGAGCGGGUUGGGGGCUGCUACGCUGCCAAGCGGGUGAGGAGCAGCUCGGGCGGCGGCUGAGGGCGAGAAAGGGAGGGGGCCGCCUGCCAACCCCCCACUCCCUCCGCGCCCGGGAAACGGAGCCUGCGGCCGGGGCCUGAGCGGGGUUUGUGGGGCGGGGCGGGGAAAGGUGAGGCGAAGGGCAAGUGGCACCCAAGGGGCAAGGACGCCCCUGAACUCGCCUUGAGGGGCCGGGGAGGCGAUUAAUUGUGGCUCAUUUGCGCAGUUCAUGCAAUCAUUAUACGCUGUUGUGUUAAAUAACGCUCAGGGAAGAGAAAGAGCCACCGGGAUUUCUGAACCCUCCAAAACUCAACCCUUGUCAGGCUUGUGUUUGUUGCUCAUGUAUUUAUUAUUACUAAUCAUGUACAAUCAAAAUGAGAAAUCAUUUAUUUAUUUGCUUUCAGCCUCUUUACACCUGGUUUGAACGCUAAACCAUAGCUAAAAUUGGGCUAUAUAAAAUAAUUUGUUUCAUUUAUUCAUAUUUAUUUGUUGCAAUUAUAUCCCACCUUCCCCUCUCCACAAAGGAGCUUAAGGUGGCACGCAUGGUUUUGUUCCCCUCCUCAUUCAAAUCCCCACAACAACCCUGUGAGGUAGUGACUGGCCCCUAAGAUCACCCAGUGGGCUUCAUAGCUGCGUGGGGAUUUGAACACAGCUGUAGUCUAGCACACCACUUCAUCAAGGUGUGCAGAAUGCCUCUUGAAUUUGGAUGAAGGGUAAGGUUUUGACUUCCUGGGCAAGUUUAAUUCUGAGUUUCUAAAGGGUCUAUGAUGCAAAUACCAGCUUUAAUUUGAUUACUUGGAGUAUGGCUUCAGAUGAAUAUCUGUGUCUACAUAUAUGCAUUAUCCAAAUGUCUACUGAUCUGUUCACCAAGGAGCAGGAACUUACACUGAAGGGGCCUGAUGGACAUGCCAACAAAGCUAACCAACCAACCAACCAAGUUUCUUGCAUACUCACAAGCAAAUGAUUAUUUUUUUAACCCAGACUUUUGCAGUGGCAUAAAGCAACUCAGCACAUUCACUUGUUCAAUUUCACUGAACAGAAAUAUGUCCUUCUGCAACAAUCAAAGAAAAAGCAUAUUUGCCUGGACUGACAAACAUAUAGAUAAUUGCCAGUGUAAUCUGGGUAUGGGGCAAUUAUUGGCUAACGUGCCACUUGCAUUGGCUAACUUCUUUUGGCAUGUUAGGAAAGAGGCUUUCAAAGGUAAUACUUGUUUGAAGUAUCAGUGAUGUGUUGUAAAAACAGAACCCAGCCCUUUUGAGAGGACUAGAGCAUAUAGGCUUACUUUAGGUCCAAAUCUCUGCUCAUCCUUGCAAAUUUAGAAGGUAGCCUUGAAUAAGCCAUUCUCUCUUGGUACCAGGCAUUCCUAUCUCACUGGCUAGUCUCAUUGGGUUGCUUUGAUUCUAAAUUUUUAUAACUGUACUUCAAAAAUGAAGUUGAUGAGGUUAAUAAAGACAAUAGUUUGUCUUACUGAACUGGUUUCUGUUUCAGUCUUCAGACGCCAGCUAUACCCAGUGCAACGUGCCAUUCAGUCUGCAGCUGUGUUGCGGAGAGUGUCAGAUGAGCAGAAACAACAGCCCCCACAGUCUUCCACCCAGCAGCAUUUGGAGUCAGAGCCAGUGGGGGAGCAGCAUGAUCAAGAGCAUCCACACUUACACCCCAGGUAAACUGCAUUCUCCCACCACCACUUAAAGCUCUGAGAGAUCUCAUUUCCCACAAACUCACAACCAGUUCUGGCGUAAUGCUUUGUAUUGCAAGCACAAUGUGAUAUUUCUGCAUCCUUGGGGAGGCAUGUUCCUGUGAGUUCUUUUGAAGUUGGCGUCUCCUUCCCAUGCCUGUAAUCCCAGGAUGACGUGAGCAGCAUUGCAGUGUGUCUUCUUUUACUGCCCCCACAAAAUCCAUACUGAUCUUGUGAUGAGCAGAUCCCUGGAUUUAUCAGAGGAGGCAUCAAUGCCCUUGUAAAUAUUAACAGACUUGCAUUGUGUACACUGAGCAAGCAAAAGUUUGAGCACAGGAAACUGGGGGCAGCUUUUAAGUUGGCAGGAAUUAUGAAGGCAAUGGAAAAGCAAUAUGGAAGACCAAAAUUGGUAUUUGAGGGUGUGACUUUGUAUUUUUAUUCUCCUAGUUACACGGAUCAGGGAGGUGAAGAAUCAGAGGGCUAUGAAAGUGAGGAACAGCUGCAGCAUCAAAUCCUGACAGCAGCUCUGGAGUUUGUCCCCACUCAUGGCUGGACAGCAGAUGCUAUUGCAGAGGGAGCCAAGGUAGCUAUCAAGAGGACUGAUGUGCUAAGAGGUGCAGGGUGCAUCUGCAUGAGGUUCUAAACACAGCAAUGCUAACCAUGUCUACUCAGAAGUAAAUUCUGUUGAAUUCAGUGGGGCUUAAACUCAAGUAAGAGGAGUUAGAGUUACAGCCUUAGUCAGUUUUUAACUGUUAUGGUGGUCCCAGAACAAUUCUUAUUUUAUGUGGGUGCUGAGAGGUUUGCGACAAAGAACUUAAAACUUUGCAGAGCUAUAACUCUGAGAGUUGCCUGGUGGGGAGCCAUUGCAGUUAACCCAUUUUAAAGUUUGUUGGCCACAAUGGGUCCUUACCAACAAAGCACAUGCAAGACAUGACGUACGUCUUGCCUUGAGGGCUCCUACAUUCUAGGAAUCUAUGUUUCUACUUUCUGCAGAUGGAAAACAGUAAUUUGGAGGAUGUUUUUGGAUGAUAUCAUUGCAAUGCAGAGGGAUUAGCUGUAGGAUCCUUAAAAACCUACAGUGUAGAGCAGAGCUGCCUGAGUUUUAACAGCAGCAUGAAAGCUACUCUGCACAUGAGAUAGGGCCAUAAUGUAGAACGACAGUGUUGGCCACAGCAUUGUUGCUUUGCUUGGCAUGCUUGUACCAAACAGGCUGUAGAACAGUAUUGCCUGCUUUCUGGCUCCUGGGUAAUUUACUUGUUCAACCUGUUUCCCUUCUUCCUUUUAGUCACUGGGUCUCUCUGUUGCUGCAGCAGGGCUCUUUCACAAUGAUGGCAGCGAACUGAUCCUGCACUUUGUAGCACAGUGUAACUCCAAGCUGACUGAACUUUUAGAGGAGCAACACAAACUGGUGCAGCUCGGUCAAGCAGAGUGAGUACUGGUCACCACAGCUGCUGUGGGAGGUUAGUUAUUGUGCCAUCAUUUCAGGCAGAAACACAACAGGUGACAAUUGUAUGUUGACACAGAAAGCCUAACCAUGGACACUUGUGAGGUAGUUUCCCUAAUGCAUCUUGCUACCAAUUUUUGAUUAAAGAAUAAAAUCACAAUAAAUGCUCUUUUCCUUUUAAAGGAAGAAGAAGACAGACCAGUUUCUGAAGGAUGCUUUGGAGGCCAGGCUGCGAAUGUUGAUUCCAUAUAUUGAAAAAUGGCCCCAGGUACAAACCUAACAUUAUUUUUGAAAACAUGGGAUAUCCUUGAGAGUGUCACCUAUGUUCAUUGCUUUGUAUAGCAGAAUUGGUAUAUUUCUUAUAAUUCCCUGGGAAGCCAGGUGGUUGACGUUAAAGUAGGGAUUUCCACAUAUUAGGGAGGUAUUGGAAGAGUGGAGGGGAAAUAAAGUGUCUUCCCCCCCCUUCUCCCUUCCUGAACAGCUGUCCCUCUCCCCCUUGAGGCAUGAGUAGCACUACUAGGUUGCUAUUCUAGGAUGGAUGGAACCUUGAACAGAAGCACUUGUUAUGGAGGGCAGGGAUAUGCUACAACAUUGAGUUGCAGAUCACCCUUGCUGUUGUUGUUGUCCCCCCAAAUUCCUUAGAGGAAGAGUGAUUAUUUAAUUUAUGUACCACUUAAUAUAUUUAAAAUAUUUUUAAGUGGUGUACAGAAAACUGAAGCGACAACUUAAACAAAAUAUUUCAAAAAAAUACAGUUACAUAUGAAAAUGUUACAUUAUUCUAAUAUAAAAAAUAAUAUAUAUAAUAUAUAAAAAUCAGUAUCAAUUCAUUUCCCUUCUGACACACACCACCCUCUCAGCCUCCGAGUUCUCAUCCAGGGACCAAACAAACUCAGUUUACCCACAAAAGUCUCACUAUGAGAAGAGUUCCUGGAAACAGCAGACAUCACCAAACUUUUUUCAAAGAGGGCCAGAUUUGAUGAAAUGAACAUGUGUGAGGGCCAACCAAAGUUGUUGAGCUUUUUUUAGGGGCCAGAUUAAAUCGACUGGCGGGCCAGAUUUCUGGGUGGGUCCAAGGUGAAUGAUACUUCCUGAAGCUGCCCAUGGCUGUGUCCCAUUCAGCUCCACUCUCCACACCCAGUUCCAGGUACAGCAGGUUUAUUCAGCUUUCCAGGGGGUCCAGAGGAUGGAAAGAGGGCCCCUUCCACUCAAUGGCUCUUUCUUCACCCUCUGUCCUCAGCUGCUUGUACCUGUCUCUGUUUAUCCAGUCAACAGUGCUCUCAUGUUGAUUAGGGUGAGAGAUGGUAACCUGACCGGAGUGCGGGGUGGGGAAGCAAUUCUUUUCACUUUUUCAGAUCCUAAGGGCCUUUAGUAGCAGUCAUCUUCUUGGAAUCACAAAAUAGCAAACAUAUCCAUAAUUUAUUUUUCCUAUUCAAGUAUGAUAGGAAAUUCAAGCUUGAGUUAGAUUGCCCCGGUAUCAAAGUUUGAACUGGAUUUCUCUGUGAAUUGCUUUAGGGCUCUGGUGGCUGCCAUUGCUAGGUUCUUACAGUAAUAAAAAGCAUUAUCAAUGUUUUCUGUCCCAUAAGAUGGGCACAGGCACGAGAGUUGAAGCUAUGAUGUAUGCAGAAAUGGCAAGGAAUCAGUACUGGGAAGACUUAUAUAGCAGGGAUAGCCAACAUGGUGCCCUCCAGAUGUUGCUGAACUACAGCUCCCCUCACCCCUGACCAUUGGCUAUGCUAUCUGGGGUUGAUUAGACGUCCAAAAACAUGAUGGAUUACUCCUGCUGCAGAUGAAAAAAAAGGUGUAUGGAAAAGAGGGGAGGAAAGUGUGGUGAAGAGUGUUUCUCCUUGCCUCAUUAAUUUAUCUGGCUUUUACUUCUCCCUAGGCUAUUAGUGUGCUGUUGCUGCCGCACAAUAUCCCAGCCAGCCUAAACCUCCUGACGAGCAUGGUGGAUGACAUGUGGCACUAUGCAGGAGACCAGUCCACCGAUGUAAGUCUGAGCAUGACACAGAUGUUGAUAGGACUUUGGGGAGCAACAGGAAAGCUUGCAUGAUAAAUACAUUCUGGGCUGUGCUUGGGAAAUUACACAGUUCAAACACUUGCAGUGCUAAAAAGCUUUCAGGAUUUUGGUUUCCAAAGAGCUUGGGGUUAUGAUAGUCCCUCUUUAUUGCAUUAGCAACAGUCACUCGCUGAAAAAGGAGGACACAAGGAGGAUACAGCUCUUAAGUGCCAAGGGUCCAAAAAAGCCCUGUAGGUAGGAUCAGAACCAUUGUAACACAGGGCCCCCCAUACUCAUACCAUGGAGCUGAUCUAGGAUGAUACCAUGGUCGAUGGUAUCAAAAGCUGCAGCAAGAUUGAGAAAGAGCAAAGUUGCACUCCCUUUGUUCUGUUCUCGAUAAAGAUCAUGCAUCAGGGUCCCAUGACCAGACCUGAACCCAGAUUGAAACAGGACUAGAUAAUCCAUAUAAGCCAAGAGUGCCUGCAGCUGCCUUGCCACGACUCUCCAUUACCUUCCUUAAAAGUGGGUAUUUGUUACUGGUUGGUAGUUAGCUCAGACUAAACCAGCGGAUAGAGAGCUGGCUUCUUUAGAAGUGGCUGCACUGCUGCCUGUUUCAUAGUGGUGGGGACUACUGCCUCACACAGUGACUCAUUAAUCCCACCCAGCUAAUCAGAUCCCCUCUGCUAGUUUUAAUAAAGCAACAAGGGCAGGGCUCAAGAGGCCAUUCGCUUGGGCAUAGAGUUGCAAGCACCUUGUACAUAUCGUCAGUCUGCAUAAGCUAAAAUUAAAUAUGCAGCUCAUCCAAGUGUGUUUGGGCAGGUAAGGAUAAUGGGUGACUGGGCUCUCACUGGCCCUCUGCUUAGUGGUGUGCCCAGUCAUUAAAUUAAAACAAAAACCAGACUUGAGUUACAAUGUUUAUAUAUCAUUUUUCUUGAAGACACCUAAGGUGAGAAAAUAAAGCCUUAUAAAAAUUAUUAAAAGAAACAUAAUAAUGCAAACUAAAACAACCAAAUCAAAGCAGACAGCACUUCUAGAACUGGAUAUAUUUGAAACUGACAGAAUAUUAGCUGACAGUACUGUGUAAGGUUUUUUAAUUAUAAAAUUGUUUUCCUUUUAUAGAAAGAAACAAAGUGGAAUGUAUUUAUUUAAGUGACACACACACAGAGUUGAACUGGCCAUUUGCCACAGUUCUGCUGCUCAGUAUCCCACCUCCAGCCGGGACAACAGAAAGUGAUGGAUGUUCUUUGAAAACUCGUAAGCAGCUCCCUAAAAAUACCCAGUGCUUAUGAGAGCCAUCAACUUUCUGGCAGGAAAUAAUAGCAAAGUAAAUUAUAUCUUAAUUAAAGCAAUUAAUGAAUUACUUGACCUAUUGCGUUUACAUAAGUAAGGGGUAGGAAAAGCUUAGUGGGUCUUGUUAAUGAAUGACUUUAAUAAACUUGUGUGAGGAUAAAAUAGCAGCCACUGCAGUGACAAAUAAGUAGCACACAGACAAAUUAAAGGAAUAAACCAGAAAGCCAAAUAAAAGACAGUGCUCACACCAGGAAACUAAGGAUCUUUUUGGAGUAUGCAAAUUGUGGAUGAACUUGUUAAAAUAUUCAGCCUUACAAAUAGUGCUUAAUUUUCUUCCCUCUCCCUCUCCCUCUCCCCCUCCCCCCGAGCUUUCUUGGAAACUGGAAAAGUAUCUUUGCGUUGCUGGCAGGACUUAAUUGCAACUAUUGUGGCUGGCACCAGAUAUGUUCAUUAGGUAGUUGCAAAAGAAUCCAGUUUUCCACUUUGGUUAACGACAGUUCGAGAAAUGAUAAAAAGAAAUAGGAGAAUGUCGUUUGUUAUAAUGGAUUUUGAGUGACAUGUUUUUUGAAGUUUCAACAGGCUGAAUGAUAUAGUAAUUGGUUCUCAGCUGUGGUGUGCCUAACAUAGUUUUAUGUAACCUGUGAACUGAUUAAUGCCCCAAACAGAUGCUGGUUCAAUAAUAAUCUCUACUUUGCUGAUCUGGAGGAUCCCGACUGUCCUUUUUGUGUUUUUUUGUGUUAAUCCCUGGUUUACAUGCUUGAUAGACAGGUACUGGGGUGAUUUCUUGGGCAAAAUUUCUAUUCUACUAGAAGGUAUGUGCCGAAUUAUUUUCAGAGGGUUGUUUAAUUGUUUAAGUGAAAUCCUGAACAUAUGUAUACAAAAGUAAGUACCACCAAGUUCAAUGCAAUAUGCUUCCAUAUAAAUAGACAUAGGAUUGUAGUCCUUGUAUGUUGCAAUAAAAAGACAGAAUAUUGUGACACCUUCAACAUUUAUUGUCUGUGGGGUUUCAUGCGGCUGGUUUACCAGCUAGUUUGACUGAACUUCGUGCUUUGGGGCUAGUUACUAGGCUAACAUGGAGCAAGGCCAGUUUGUUUUUCAGCUCAGCAGUGGUGGUUGGUGGUGUUUUUAAAGCUAGGAUGGUGAAUACAGAGAUUUUGCACUGGGCUGUGAUCCAGUAGUCUGUAGAAAUAAAUGAGCUGUGCAAUAGAGACCCGUGAAAAUCUGCUGGGUCCCAUUUACAUACUAGAAUCUUUCAUCCGUCAGUCCUAGGAAGGAGUGAUGCUUCAGCACAAAAUAAUCACACAGCUCUACAUUUGCUGAGUUUUAAUAAUAAUAGUAAUAUGCUGCCCAUCAGACAGCUUUGCCUCAGCCGCUCUGGGCAGCUCCCAACAGAAUUCAUUGCAGAAUCCAGCAAUUCUUGGUGAAUAAUUUGGGUUCACUUGUCACAGAAAUCUAGGUUUAAAAAUAAUAAUAAUGCAGGGUUUAAGUGCUAUGUCUACUGGUCAUGGAUGGGAUAGUUUCAUAUUGGUAUAGCCUGUGAAGUCUUAAUUUCUUACAGGUACUCAUGUAACUUUGUCUCUUGGUUUCUACCCUUACAGAUAAACUGGUACACUCGUCGAGCAGUGCUUGCUGGCAUUUACAACACUACAGAGCUAGUGAUGAUUCAGGACUCCUCUCCUGACUUUGAGGAGACUUGGUCCUUCUUACAAAACAGAAUAGCUGAUGCCAUGAACAUGGGGCACACAGCUAAGCAGGUGAUGCCUUAAUAAUCCAUUUAUAAACAGCACAGUCUUCUGUGGCACAUGUGAACUGUAGCUUUGGUCAUACUUUCAUAUGUGUGUGUUUAAACCCCAGAAGUAACUUCACGUGACUGUUAAAGCCAGCCUUCCUCAACCUGCUGUCCUCCAUUUUUUUUUUGGGCUACAAUGCUCAUCAGCCCCAGCUAGCUUGGUCAUAUAAUGCUGGAGCUGAUGGGAGUUGUAAACCAUAACUUCUGUAGGGCACCAGAUUGGGGAAAGGCCAGUUUAAGCCAAAGGUGGGGAACCUUUAUGGGGUUAAGGACUCAUUCGCUUGGGGGGAAAGUGGGUAGGACAAGAGUCAGGUGGGCUAAUGGAAGGCACCUUUUUUUUGCCUCUGCUCCAUUCAUAAACAUCCGUUCAUCCAUCUCCCCCAUUUGCAAACAUACAACUAUUCACACAUCCAUCCAUUCACAUACCUCUAAACAUUUAUGACACACAUAUUUUGCAAAUAAUUAGGAUUUGGGUUCAGAAUAUUUUUUUAAUUGAUUGUUACAUCUUAUGAAUGCUAAAUUGUAUUCUUAGUCUAAUUUAGGAGAUUUAAUGCUUAGCUGCUGUCACACAGUGUUCUGUGUAGAGCUACUGGGAAUUCUAGAAGCAAGUUUUCAUGGAUUCAGAUUUGGGGAGAUGGGUGUGGGGAAGAGAACUGUGCCUUUUAUAGCCCCAAACCAACCAUUUUGUUGGCUAUUGGCUCACUCCUCUCUGCCCAGUGCACCAAUCUAGCCUCCAUAAUCCUCAAUUUUUCCUGGGUGUUCCACAAGAACAUGCGCACAGUCCUGAGGUCCUAUGACAGGUUUUAUCCAAUGCUAGUCAUACUUUGGGUAGACCCAUUGAAAUUAAUGGAAGUGACUAACUAGAGUCCAUUAAUUUCAGCUCUAAGUAAAACAUAGGUGGAUACAACCAUUCAUGUAUAUACACUCAUAGUGGCAGCUGAAGUGGAUGGGCCAAAGCCUACCUGAAGUUUCUCUCUCAUUCUCCUCUCCACAAUCCAUCAGAAAGAUGAGAGUGCUGGAGGCAGGCAGGCACUUCUCCUCAGAUGGCACUGCUUCAAUCUCCACAUGCUGUUAUCUUAUGAGAGUUCCCUAUGUACCUAUCUGCCUGCCUCCAGCUCUCUCUGCCUUCUCUUUCCAUCUCCCUCAUUUUUUCUCGUGGCUGCAGUUUGAUCAUGGUGAGAGCAAGAGAGAUGGAGGAGAGAGAGAGAGUGGUAGGCAUGCAUGUGAGGUCAGAGGCAUGGCAACAGAGUGCUGUAGCUAGAGUGCCUUUUGGAAAGAUGUUCCAGUCUAGUCAUUAUGCUCAGGUGUCUCAUUUUGUUGGUGUGCCUGCCGGCCUGUCUGCCUGCAGUGCUCUUGUCCUGUCUACCUGGUUCACCUUGUGGCUGUGAUUACAUUGCAGCAAGGGGAAUGUGAGAGACUUAAAGUGAGAAGAGAGACCCUGGAGUCUGGGAUGCACAGAUGAAGAAGCUCUGGCAGACCAAGCCCAGUCCACCAGUUCCCCAUCCCUUAGUCCAGGGUUAGGGAACCAUUAUCCUGUUUGCUGAGGGUGCAUUUCUUCAGGGCUAGUUUGUUAGGGGCCAGAGCCAAAGUGGUUGGAAUUUGCAGCAUCACAGGAUUUAAUAGGUCUCCCCCUCUCUCCUCCAUCACUCUUUGUUUCAUCUUUCCUCUGUUUCCCACCCUCUCCCACAGGUUGGAACUAAUUGUUUGUCACAGUCUUUCCCCUCCCCCCACCCUUUUCAUUGCUCAUUCUAUUUUGGCUCUGUCCCAUUUAUGGUAUUUUCCCCUGGCACACACUGUCUCUUUCUCUCUGUCUCUCUCCCACACACAUACACCUGACAUAUAUGGGGAAGUGAUACCCAGAGGGAUGGCAAAGAGAACAAGAGUAGACCUGCAGUGUUUGGAGGGUCACAUGUAAUUAAGCAGCCGCCAGGUCGUAGGUCCCCCUUUGGCUGAGCUGAAACCUGCUUUGCCUUGCCAAUUAGGAGUGCAUUUUAAGACUCCUUAAUGUGCAUUGGCAACCAGGUCUCUACCUACUUGCCCCUGACAUUGCAUAGGAUAUCAGAUGUGAGGGGGCAUGUGGGUGUAGUUUGGGGGGGAAAUGGCCAAAGAUUCUACACCCCUGCAUUAAAAACACGCAGCAUUUUGCUGACAAAGUCAGAACCGUUUUUCAGACAGGUACACAGAUUGCCGGGCAAAGUCUAGCACUACCCCCAUCUGUGCAACAUAUGAAAAGGCUCUGGUGGCACAUACUAGGCCCUGCCUACGUGCUGUGGUGAUAGCAUUGGAAAGAACCAUUACAUUAUCACCCACAUAGUUGCAGUCAAUCCAUCUGUGCAGCUUCUCAUAACUUUGCAAUGCUUCGCUCUCAUACAGGCCCUGGUGGAGAAUGUAAGUUAAUUAUUCACAUUAAGGAGAAGAAGUGGCACUCAAUGCGAUACACUUUAUUGGUCUCUGAAUUAAAUCGGACUAAUUUGCUUAGAAAAUCUUCCUGGAGAUUUCUAAGCAAGUCUUUUGUUAGUGCUGGAGCUGCUGCUGUGAUGUUAAUCAAUUGCGUUUGUUUCAAUUGUGCCUGGUGUUUGCUGUAUACGUGCAGGUCUUUGGAUCCCGCUGAGAUCCUAAGAUUGCAUGUCACUGUAGUGCCGUUUCAGGUUUCUACAGAUACUUCCGGCCAAAUAGCAUGUACUUGCUGUCAGCUCUAUCACUGUAGAAUAACUCUUAGGAAGCAGCCUUAUGCUGAGUCAGACAGGACUCUUUCUCAGCCCUGUCAGAAACUGAACAUGGCUCACUCUACAUGCAGAGCAGAUGCUCUGCCACUGAGCUACAGCCUUUCCAUAUUGGGCUGGCCCACCAAUGCAAAACCAGCACAAAGCAGAAUAUCUCAGUGCCUGUGUUUGUUUCCUAGGUUCAGGCAACAGGAGAAGCCCUUGUCCAGGGACUGAUGGGUGCUGCUGUCACUGUAAGUAAUGCCAGACAUAGGAUUUCCUCAGGUUGUUGCAUACCAAACAGCUCCCCCCCCCCCCGGAAAAUUAUGGAUGCAAUAAUGGAUGUGGAGGAAUGCAAAGGGAAAUGGUUGCUUGUAUGAUUAUUUUUUUUUAAAAAAAGAGAGGAUCUGCGAGGUAGUCUUACUUGCAGAAUUUCCCAUUUUAAUCUGUAUGGAUGCGUUUGUGCACAAUGUUUUUCAUUACUCAAGAAUCCUUCAAACAGCAGAGGUAUAUAAAGCCAGCUUGGGAUCAAAUUACUUGCAGGAUCGCCUUACUCAUAUAUGCCUAUUCAGCUGCUUCAAUCUGCAGAACUGGAGCUGUUACAGAAGCCACAUAAUACUUGAGCAGCAUUUGUAAGAAAUUGGUUUUUUUAGUGUGGCAGCACAUAAACUUUGGAAUUCCCUGCCUAUUUGUAUUAGGCAGGCACCUUCCCUAUACCCUCAGUGCCUGCGUAGAACAUGUUUGUUUAGGUAAGCCUGUUCAGCCAUGUAGAAUAUCGACAUGUAUUUUUUAUUUUUUGCUAUAGUUGAUUUUAAUUAUAUUUUAAAUAUCUGUUUUUAUGGAUAUUUUCAGUGUUUUGUUUUAUAUAUUGUUAAACCGCUUAGAGGUUUUUUACAAAUCCAUCAGCAUAUACAUUUUGUUAAACAAAUCCAGAAUAAAAUGUUAAAUUGGUUAGUUAGUGAGCAACCAGAAGAAAUGUAGGAAUUCUCUCUAUAAUCUGUUGCUGCCCGAUGCCCUUCCUUGAAAGCUGUUGCCUUCCAAUUUUUAUCUUCCCAGUCCACUUUCCUGCCAAGCUAUCUGUGUGUGUUAUGCAGGGUUCUGGUGUAUGUUUUGGGGCAACAUGUUCAUGUCCUCCAGAGUACUGACAGGCCUAUUUGGGCCUCACUUUCCAUCCCAAGUGAAUGGGAACAUGCCCUGAAACACAUGGUGCAUGUUUCAGAGAAAUUUUGUUAAGGGGUGGGGGCAAGCUUUUUUUCAGAAAAGGUUGCUCACCUUAUUGAUCUUAUUCUCAAUGAGGGACUCCUUCCCUGUAAUGCCAUUUGAAAACCACAGCUUGCUAGAGUUACCUUUCCCAGUCAUAAGGAGCAGUGGCAUAUUCCUAUGCUGCCUCUUUGCAGCAAGUAAUUUUCUCAUUGGCCUUAUAUUUAAUGACAUAUUAUUUGUGAACCAAACAGAUAAGGAAUCUCACAGGACUGAACCAACGUCGAUAAGAUGGAAGAGUUGGGAGAGGGAGUUCCAAGACCCAAAAAGAGGAGGAAUCCCAUCGCAAGAAGUUUAAACUGUUUCCACAAUUUUUCUAGUACUAUUAAAACACACAUUAAAGGUUGUCAGCCUAGCGUGAGAACCUUUUUUCCUGGGCUGUGUAAAUGUCACAACCUGGUUUUCUGGUGAUGAUGCCGCUCCUGAUGCUUGACCCAGUCAGCAAAAACUAAUAAUUAGGGAGGGUCCAUUUUUAGAAGAUUAUGUGAAUGAAAGUUGGUAACCAAAAGUGUCUUGCUUUCAUUCACCCCCACAUUUGCUAUCUAUGUGUCUGACUCAGAGGUUGCUGCAUCAUUGGGAGACAUGGCCAGCACGGUGCCAAAUUUAGUGGUUCUGCUCCAACUCUCAAUACAUUUCUGCUCAGGAAGGAUCACAUCAUCACUGUAGGCUUCUGUUGAUGUUUUGUCACUGCUUUCAGUUCUCUUCCAGGACUAUUUGCAUGAAAGCUGAUGGCAACUAUAGCUUGAAAGCCCAGCUAUCGAAUAGCCAUCAGAGUUCUAUUGCAAAUGUAUAAUUUUCUCUGUUCCUGGACACUGACAUGUCUGUAAAUUAAUAAUAAUAAAAAUUCAAACUGCCUUCUGUGUAACAGUUUGCAGCUUCUUCAUUCUGAG
Molecule: messenger RNA, 13192 nt
Organism: Podarcis lilfordi (Lilford's wall lizard)
Lineage: Eukaryota; Metazoa; Chordata; Lepidosauria; Squamata; Lacertidae
Source: the annotation of a GenBank genome assembly